AUGAUUCGGCGCCAUCAGGCGCCGUCUCUCUCGUACAGUAGGCACAGACAGGCACCAGCUUCUCACUUCAGUUCACUUCAGUCUGAUCUCAUCGCCUCUUCGAUCCCCCGGUCAACGUCUCAAUCCUUCGCUGCCGACCACUCGCAUUCUACCAUUGUACCAAUGCGUCUGAAUAUCGCCUUCUUUGUUGUCAGCUUCGCCGCCGCAGCGUAUGCACUUCCAAUGACAGAUAUCUCGAACACGAACGCUAGUGUAGCUGAUGGUCGUGCCGGGGUCGUUCUGCCCCGUGCAAACUCAGAUGGUUUCUUUCAGUCGAAUUCUGGUCCCCCCGAACCCUCGACAUCUGGUCCACCUCGCCCAUCGAUAUCGUCUCGAGGUGUUUCCGAGACGGAAAAAACAUCCUCCAAGCCUCUUAAAUACACAUUCCUUGGGCUGGAAGGCGAAACAAAAUCUCGAGACGGGGGUGCUUAUGCCUCUCAAGCCAACCAGCUCACCAGAGAACUUAUUCAGAGGCAUAUUCCUCCUGGCCAAGCUCUCCCCAAACUAGAACCAAGCAACGAGUUUCUUGGUGAUCCCGAUGAAGUAAAAUUCACGGUGGAUCUGAGUCAGUAUGGUCUGGGUAAAUGUACAGCCGAAAUCCGGACUAACACGCAUGCAUGGAUGAAUGGACAUGCAACAGUCAGUGCAGAGUGGAAUGGGAAGUCGGAAAGUUAUAAACCUGAAGAAUGGAGUGACCCUCAUUUCACUUGAACUUUGUUUGGGGAAAUGAAUAGUAUACAUAAUGUAGUGAAAAGUGUCUUUGCACUGGGAACGUACAUCCUACACAUCAUGCGUUUUGCAUUGUCUUACUACUACCCCUUUUGUACCACUCAGCCAGGUUCAGCAGGGUUCAGCUUGGAGUUGUAUCAAUGUCAAAUAUAGGACAAGUCAAUGGACCAAGAAUGGACGAAAGAGAAUUUGAAGUGGACAAACAAAGGAAUGGACUCGGAAGAGGAUUUGAAGAAAUCUGACGCACACAUACCAAAAUAUCUAAAAAGAACUGAU
Molecule: messenger RNA, 1044 nt
Organism: Lentinula edodes (shiitake mushroom)
Lineage: Eukaryota; Fungi; Basidiomycota; Agaricomycetes; Agaricales; Omphalotaceae
Exons: 4
Coding region: 1-750 (249 amino acids)
Source: RefSeq, a predicted model, not a curated record